UCAAUGUUUCGUGGCAAUAUAUACUUUAUUCGUAAAUUCCUUCGAAAUUGCAAGAAUCGAAGUAACGUUACGGAACUGCCCAAUGAGAAAGCAGUUUUUUCGUGGACGUCACAUCCCGUCAGAUAUUACUGCUUGCAGCCUGUCUAUAUUCGAUACAGAUUCUAUGAUAAUACUCGGAUUUCUAUAAUACACAUACUCUGAAAUUUAAUAUUCAGUUGAACUUUAAACGGCUCGAUAAAAUGCUUCUACCGAGGAUUCGAAAACAGAUAAAUCGCAACAUAUCUUGAAUUCAAUCGAAUCGACGAGGUAUCACUGUUUUCCUUUUAAACGCGUUCCCAAAUAAUAUCGAACGAAUUAACCAUAAAGUGUGGGAUUUUCAUGAGCGCAGAUAUCAAACGAACUAGGUCAACGAAGAAUCGUGUUGUGCGAGCCGAAAGAAUUUUGUUUAAUUUUUCUGCGCUGUGCCACUUUAUCGAUCGUUAGGCCACUAUUUAACGAUAACCGUUUCCGUACACGUGACAGAUCGAACGGACGUGCAAACGAUCUUUCUCUAACAGUCUGAACGGAACAGCUUUCGAAGCAGCUGUUACUGGAAAAUGCAAAUUACUCGUACCUCGAGCAGGUUACUCAUUCACGUUGGUUAAGAUAAAGUUACUCGAUGAAAUCGGUUGCUUCUGUUCUCGAAACAAACUUCCAAGGUAUCGGACGUAACAUGGCAGAGCGGCUCGGUUUGGGCCCCGAAAUUCGGGAACUUAAGCUGGGACCAACUUUCACGAACAACAGAUCGACAGCCUUUCACACUCUGAAAUAUGAUUUCAAACCAGCCAGUGUUGACGUUUCCAAAGUAGCAAGGGUCGAAGUUGGAACUAACAACACGAUGACAGUUACUGUGCCUCACUUGGACGGAGCUGGAAUUCCUCACACAGUUUUUAAAGGUUCUCAAAGACCUUACCAUAAAGAAUGCGUUCUGAUAAUAGAUAGAGUUACAGGAGAGAUUACAUUGGAAAAAUUAACCGCCAAUAUACAAGUGAAAAAAACUCGAACAGAACCCAAGUCUCAAUCGCACUUAGGAGUUCCUGGGGGGAAUACAAGUAACAGACCUAUAACCCCGGUUGAAACAAAGAGGAGUCCUACACAUGGAAGGGCAACUGGGAGGACAAAAGUCACGAGUGGAAAGAAAAGAGAACCUAGCAUUCAAUUACAUCCAAAACAAUACAGUCCCCUUAGAGUUUCUCCCUAUCAUGGCAAAAGUCCACCUUCUACCACAACCAAUAGUUCACCAGUGCAACCAUCAGUGGCACCAUCGACUUUGGCUAGUUUGCCAAUGAUUGGUUCUGACAAUGACGACUGUCCUUUAUCAUCAUCCGGAUCAUUCCCGAUUAUAAGUUCUUCUGCGCCUCCGAGAUCAUCUCCUGCAAUAAAUACUCAAGCGACGAUAAAACCUACUAUAACUAUAGACAGUGACCAAGGAGCUCUCAGUGAUUCUACUACGAGUAGCUCGAGUUCGGAUAGUUCCGACAGUGAUUCGGACACUGAAAAUAUUCCAGUGCCAACAGGAACUAACGGACAUUUGAACAGUACAGCUUCGUCUCCCACAUUACUAAUGCCAGAUAAUCUUUUAAACGACGACUUGCAGUUAUCAGAAUCGGAAUCUGAUAGCAAUUAAUGUAAUCAUUUUAUUUGUCAUGGUUCAUCGAAGGAUUCGGGAAGACGAAAUAGAAAAAUGUUAAUUCUGUUCCAUGCCAAGGAAAUGUGUAUAGCAAGUUUGAAAGCAUGGUCCACAUAUCCUAUAUGUACCACAGUAAGUUGUGCUAUAUACACAUAUACAACAAACCUUUGAUUUCCGAGCAGUGAGGAAUACAAAUGAUAAUAUAGUGUAUGUACAUUUAUUUAUAAGGUAUUAGGGAUUGUACAAUUACUAUUGACUAAUAUUUAGUGUAAUUAUAUGAUCUUUACUUUCUUAUAUACAUGGAAGGUAGAAAUCUUGCCAAAAUCUUUUACGCGCUUCCUGGUUAAGUGGCAAAAGCUUUGUUUUUAAUCUUGAAUUGAUUCUUCGUGUAUUCGAGAUACUCGGUAUCCAAAUAUCAUAUAUAGUAUGUUCAUAAAUUCGAUUGGUUAUUCAUGCAGUCUCUUAAAAAUACAAAAUGUCAUAUGUGAUGUGUGCACAAAACGAUUAAACGACUGUAUUACUUACAAAAUAUUUAUUUAAAUGAAAUGUAUAAAUUUAAUAAAAUAUUCAUUAUAAUAUGACUAUUACAAUAUACAUAUAUAAAUAGAA
Messenger RNA from Hylaeus anthracinus, 2278 nucleotides. It is a transcript of the gene Eaf, whose product is annotated as ell-associated factor Eaf. Gene Ontology annotation, molecular function: transcription elongation factor activity. Gene Ontology annotation, cellular component: super elongation complex. Gene Ontology annotation, biological process: positive regulation of DNA-templated transcription; regulation of transcription elongation by RNA polymerase II. The coding region runs from base 659 to 1666 and encodes 335 amino acids. The record is from RefSeq and is a predicted model, not a curated record. Lineage: Eukaryota; Metazoa; Arthropoda; Insecta; Hymenoptera; Colletidae. The transcript has 7 exons.